This is a messenger RNA of Cucurbita maxima (winter squash), 2481 nucleotides long. RefSeq lists its product as uncharacterized. Lineage: Eukaryota; Viridiplantae; Streptophyta; Magnoliopsida; Cucurbitales; Cucurbitaceae. The coding region runs from base 104 to 2017 and encodes 637 amino acids. The record is from RefSeq and is a predicted model, not a curated record. The transcript is spliced from 8 exons.
ACUCGUCUUUCAUUUUAUUGUUCUUUUACUCUACAAGACAAAUAUAAAAUAGCGCAUUGGUCGGUGACGUCGCUCCGCAUCCCUCGCGCAACCGUCUCCGGCGAUGGCGACGGUACAAUCCGAUCUUCUCUCUGCUUAUCACAUCGCAUCCUCCACGUUCAGCUCCUUCUCCUCCAAUCUCAAGUUCCGGCGAACUGCCGCUGUUCCAGGUAAACUUCCCUUCCCGUCCUUCAAGUUGAGAGCAUUCUCCACUGGUGCUGCUGCUGUGAGAGUUCCUGAUAAGCCGUCGAUUUGUACGGCUGAUGAACUUCAUUAUGUCUCUGUUCCGAAUUCCGACUGGAGGCUUGCACUCUGGCGCUACCAUCCCUCCCCUCAGGCGCCUCCGAGGAAUCAUCCAAUGUUGUUAUUAUCCGGAGUCGGGACUAAUGCCAUUGGUUAUGAUCUCGCUCCUGAGUGUUCUUUUGCACGGUACAUGUCUGGCCAGGGGUAUGAUACAUGGAUUCUCGAAGUUCGAGGCGCAGGAUUGAGCUUGCAGGAACCAAAUUUGAAAGAAAUUGAACAUUCAGCCAAAGUUAAAUCUGAGAAAAUGGAAGCAGUCUCUGAGAGAAAAAUUAAUGGAACUUUAGAUGUGGCAGUAGAGUCCACAAAAGAUUUUAAUGAACUUGCAAAAUCAGAAAGUGGCAUCAAUGGGAAAGAAUCAGACUUUUCUAUUGUUGAAGAAGAAGAUUUCAUAGGAAUAACAACAAUUUGGGAUGAGUCGAGUUUGGUUUCAGAGUUAACAGAAACUUUUAUGCGUCUGUCAGAACGGUUAUCUGGCUUUCUAAGUGAAGGUCAAUCAAGGAUUAUGUCUGCUAAACUAUUUGAUCAAAUUUCAAAACUUUUAGUUAAUUCACAAUUAUCUGAACGUUUUAAUGAGGUGAGGGGAGGGCUUUCGAAUUUGUUGGAAACAGGACAGACCUCAGUCAUUGGUAGCCAGAUCAGGGAUUUGAGUCAAAGGCUUGUAGAGAUUAUUGAAGACGGUCAACGAUCUGUUUCACCUCCAUUGUUCAAUUUGCAAGAUCGGUUUUCUUCAACGAUUGAAGAUUUUCAGAAACAACUUGAUUUAAUUGUAAAGUAUGACUGGGACUUUGAUCAUCACCUGCUGGAGGAUAUACCUACUGCGAUUGAUUAUAUCAGAGCUAUAUGCAAGCCAAAGGAUGGUAAAUUGCUUGCUAUUGGGCACUCAAUGGGUGGUAUCUUGCUUUAUGCAAAACUUUCUCGUUAUGGUUUUGAAGGACGAGACCCCAGAUUGGCUGCUAUUGUUACUAUGGCGUCAUCCCUUGACUAUACUUCUUCAAAUUCAGCCCUGAAAUUGCUAUUGCCCCUUGCAGAUCCUGCACAGGCUCUUAAUGUUCCAGUUGUUCCAUUAGGAGCUCUACUAUCAGCUUCAUAUCCUCUUUCAUCGUGUCCUCCUUAUGCCUUGUCUUGGUUAAAUAAUCUUAUCUCGGCAGAAGAUAUGAUGCAUCCUGAAAUGUUAAAAAAACUCGUCUUGAACAACUUCUGUACCAUUCCCGCUAAACUCAUCAUACAACUUACUACUGCUUUUCGAGAGGAUGGUUUACGAGACAGAAGUAAUACCUUUUUUUACAAGGACCAUAUACAUAAAUGUAACAUACCAGUCUUAGCGCUGGCUGGAGAUCAGGAUCUAAUUUGUCCACCUGUAGCUGUAGAAGCAACUGCAAAACUUAUUCCUGAGCACCUGGUUACCUAUAAGUGUUUUGGAGAACCAGGAGGUCCACAUUAUGCUCAUUAUGAUUUAGUUGGGGGCCGGCUGGUAUUAUUUUCUUUCCCUUUCUUUUAUUCACCCUCAUGGACUUUGCUGUCGAUUCAAGUUUUCUAUUUGAUGUUGCCAUUAUUCACUUCCCCCAAAAUAUGCAGGCAGCCGAACAGGUGUACCCAUGUAUCAUCGAAUUUUUUAGCCAGCAUGAUGCAAUUUGAUUAUCCACUCAUCAAUAAAUUUUCUUCUUGCUUGAUUUGAUCAAAUGUAACACGUCCUUAUCCCGGUUUCGAGCCGAUGCUGGUUACCGUUCCUGCAUGUCUGGAGAUCAUAAAUUUUCUUGCAGAAUGGAUGUUGAAGAUUCUGCGUAAAUCUUGGUGCUGGAUUGAGGAUUAUGUGCAAAGAGGGUUUCGAAGAUUUUGAGGACUCUUUUUUCAUGCAAGGUUCAUUGACCGAGGCUGAAUCCAGGUCUCCUCCUUGUUCUGUUUUCGGUCAAGGUAAUCCUAAUGUACCAGUUCCGGAUCACACAAGAUAACACGUAGUAUAGAGCAUGAAUGUUUAUAGUUAUGUACAUAUAGAGAUUUGAAACCAGGAUAUUUAAAGACAACUGAAAAUAUAUUUAUUUUAUCAAGCAAGUGCAACACAUCUAGUAUGCUGUAAAGACUGAAUAGAGAACCAUAUUAUUCUUUUACUUAAUGUAUUAUAUCAUUUAUUGCUUAAAGAAC